AGUAGCCUCUCUGGGAUGGAUGCUGCCUUCGUGCAUCUCUUAAUUUCAGAUCUAAUCAAAACAAAUAUGCUCUUUGGACAAAUACACACUGGAAGGAUUUUUUUUACUAAUGCAAAUUGAAGGGUUAAAGGUGAAAGACGAGAAAUCUGCGUUUUGGCUUGAAGUGGAGAAUGUGAAUAAGGUGGUUAUCUUAUCCCUGUUCAGACCUCACAGACGAUCAUCAAUUUGGACAUUCUGACCUCUUUCUCCAACAAAAUGGACAACCACCAGACACUGACAGACUCACUGCUUGGACCCCAGGACAGAGAGCAAUCAGUCAGCCAGACCCCAGGCCCUGUUACGAUUCAACCGACCGAGGCAGCCUUCUGUGCACGCAAAUCUGACUCAUUCCCCUGCCUUCAACCCCUCUCUUUGCAUCAGCAAGCCCAGGGAGAUGUACACGACUCUGGAGAGGUCGUAGUAGUCAUCAAACAAAAGACUACAAAUGCAGGUCAAGGAGGUUAUUCCUCUCCUCCAGAAGCAAAAACAUCAGUUCCCAGACUCACCUCUCCACCUCGGCGUCAUCAUUCCGUACCCCACGCACAACCUCCUCACUUUGGACGCACACGAAAAGGUAGCAGAUCAAGCUCCAUUGCAUACACGGCGUUCUCCCCACGGCCCUCAAUCUCCCGCCACUCCAGCUUGGCAACCAACCCACCACUGGAUCGCUCCAAACCCAAAGAUUACCUCAUCCUGGCAAUCAUUGCCUGCUUCUGCCCGGUUUGGCCAAUUAACAUUGUGGGAUUUGUCUACUCUGUCAUGUCUCGCAACAGCUUGGAACAGGGGAAUAUCGAUGGGGCCAUACGGCUGGGCCGGGUAGCUAAGCUACUGUCCGUCGUUUCGAUCGUGGGCGGGGUUAUCAUCAUAGUGGCAUGUGCUGUCAAUUUAUCAAUUAACAUGAAAUCCUGAGGCGAGCCUGAAAUCCGGCUUCACAUCACGCUACUGACCAGAAGACCAUACAUCUGGCUAUCCUGUGAUCACAGUUGUAGCUAGAUGGCUAAUAAGUAAGCUGACACCUUAUUCCCUUCUUCUAGCACACUCUAACUAAUAACAAUACUAAUUCAAGGCUACGUUCAACCUGAAUCUCAAUCAUGAGACCUGAAGGAGAAAUGCAUGAAGUUGUGCUGAAGAUCGUUCUAGCCAAAAGCACUUGAUGAAAAUCAUGAGUCCACACACAGUCCAGGGUUUUGUUUUUUCUUUUUUUUUUCUUUUUUGGAGGGCUUGGUCAGGAAGCACGUUUCAGAUCAGAUUACUUGUGAGAAUGGCUCUGCAUCACGCAAACCCACGCAGCAUAAAUCUUGAGACGUUCCCUUGACAUGUGAAGAGGAGGAGAAUACACAAUGCUCUUUUAGAGUGUAAAACGAUACGGCCACAUUGGCAGACGUGAAAAAAAUUACUCAUUUUUUUAAUGUGAAAAACGAACGAGGCAUUGCCCUGCUGGAGUUGAGGCAGAAAGACGGCAGCUUAUUUGUUAAUAUAAAAUGUUCAAAUAUUUUUAGUUUGUUUUAAACAUGUUGAAAAAAUAUGUUGUCAUUUUUUUUCCUUUUUAAGAAAUUUAUUUUUACGUAUUUAAUCUAUUUUCUUCACUGUGAUCGAUCCGAUGUUCACAAACUGUAGUGAAUAACUUGCCUGAAUUUGACAGAUUUCCGUAGAUUUUCCUUUUUGUAUUCAUUUAAACCAAUAGUGUCACAAAUCUAGCCCUUAAAAAUGCAAUAACGCAGUUACACAAUUUUCACUUCUCUUGAUUUCUUACAAAAUAUCUAAGCUGUGAUGUAGCCUGUUUCAUAGAAAGUAUGCAAGAAAAAAUUUUCGGAGGGUUUCCUAGGACACCAGUGCCACUCGUUGUUGUAUAUAGACUUUCUAUGCUGUGAUUUUUUUGUACUGAAAGGUAUUGUAGGACUUACAUAUGAGCACUGUGUAACCUUUAAAACUCCAACUUUCAUCACUCGUGGACUAACAACAAAACCUCAUUUUUUUCACACUAUCUAUUACUCGUAAUUAUUAACCCUUUCUAUACCAGAUUCCUGAGCUUCAGUUUAUAUUAGUUUAAAAGAAUAUAUAUAUUUAGAGUAGUAUUUUUAAUUCUAACGUUGUGUGUUGUAAUGCAGUUACAGUAAAAAAAAAUCAUUUUACUAAUACACAAUAUGAUAUGACUAGUCACAAAGUUGAUGAACUGGCUGUAUUUUUUAAAUCUACGGGACAGUAACUGCCCUAAGAAGACAACAUGGUAGAUUUUGCUUGAUUUAUUUAUUUAUUACAAUUUUUUGCAUUGUAUAAAACAAGCAUGGCACUUAUAUUUGCAUGAUCUUUUUUUCUAAGUCCUGUAACCUUCACAGUGUGUAUCUGAAAGGGAAAAGAGAAAUAAACUGCUGUAAAUAUCUGUUAUUACGCCUAAGAAGCCAUUUCUUUCUCUCUUUCUCUCUUUGUGAGACGGAUUGAUCGAUUU
Hemibagrus wyckioides is the source of this 2485-nucleotide messenger RNA. It is a transcript of the gene prrt2, whose product is annotated as proline-rich transmembrane protein 2. The coding region runs from base 256 to 948 and encodes 230 amino acids. Gene Ontology annotation, cellular component: membrane. The record is from RefSeq and is a predicted model, not a curated record. Lineage: Eukaryota; Metazoa; Chordata; Actinopteri; Siluriformes; Bagridae. The transcript is spliced from 5 exons.